Molecule: messenger RNA, 3832 nt
Organism: Acanthopagrus latus (yellowfin seabream)
Lineage: Eukaryota; Metazoa; Chordata; Actinopteri; Spariformes; Sparidae
Gene: sgk2a
Product: serum/glucocorticoid regulated kinase 2a
Exons: 12
Coding region: 202-1290 (362 amino acids)
Biological process (GO): protein phosphorylation
Molecular function (GO): ATP binding; protein serine/threonine kinase activity
Source: RefSeq, a predicted model, not a curated record
UCUCUCUUCAAGUCCACCUUCCUUCGUUAAAACCUGACCUGAGAUCAGCUGCAGCAGUGAUCUUCCUGCAGCUCCGUCAGCUCUGUGCUGAGACUCCUCAGUGUCCCGAGCCGAGCGCACCGUCUGCACGCUGACACCAUCCUCUGUACACAGGUUCGGUCAGACACUGAUGCUGGAUCUCCAGUGGGAGUGGAAUGGUUAAUGGCCAUGGCGCACUGUAAUCAGCGGUCACCAUCCUCUUCUCAUGAUGAUGUCAACCUGGGACCUUCAGCAAAUCCACAUGCCAGACCCACUGACUUUGACUUCUUGGCUGUGAUUGGCAAAGGGACCUUUGGAAAGGUCCUGCUCGCCAAGCUAAAGGCCGACAACAAAUUCUACGCCGUCAAAGUGCUGCAGAAGAAAGUCAUCCUGAAGAAAAAAGAGCAAAAGAACAUCAUGGCAGAGAGAAACGUGCUGCUGAAGAGUCUGAAGCAUCCAUUUCUAGUUCGGCUCCAUUACUCCUUCCAGACGCCAGAGAAGCUCUACUUUGUCCUGGACUAUGUGAAUGGGGGAGAGUUGUUCUUCCACCUGCAAAGAGAGAGGUGUUUCUCAGAGCCCAGAGCCAGGUUCUACACAGCCGAGGUAGCGAGCGCUAUCGGCUAUCUCCACUCUCUCAACAUCGUUUACAGAGAUCUGAAGCCAGAGAAUAUCCUCUUAGACAGUCAGGGCCAUGUGGUGCUGACAGAUUUUGGGCUGUGCAAAGAAGGAGUAGAACCAGAGGGAACCACGUCGACUUUCUGUGGGACUCCAGAGUACUUGGCACCAGAGGUUCUUCGUAAGGAGCCGUAUGACAGGACAGUGGACUGGUGGUGUCUGGGAGCAGUGCUCUAUGAAAUGAUCUACAGCUUGCCUCCUUUCUACAGCCGUGACGUUGGUGAAAUGUAUGAUGGGAUCCUCCACAAACCGCUGCCGCUGCCUCCAGGGAAGUCUGAAGCCCUCACUGAUCUGCUGGUGGGUCUUCUACAGAAGGACCAGCACAGACGCCUCGGGGCCAUUGCCGACUUUUUAGAAAUAAAGAACCACACCUUUUUCUCUCCAAUCAACUGGGAUGACCUCUACCACAAGAGAAUCACUCCUCCUUACAACCCCAAUGUGAGAGGCCCAGCUGACACUCAGCAUAUUGAUCCAGAGUUCACCAGAGAAAUGGUUCCUAGCUCGGUGAGUCGGACCCCGGAGUUCAACGCCAGCACGAGCUCCAGCAACGCCUUCAAUGGAUUCUCUUUUGUCGCCACAGACGACAGCUUUCUGUGAGGCGGGAGCUGACUGUUCAAAUGUUUGAACAGUGGGAAUGGUUUAAUAGAGAUCCUCGCGUACCACUGCAGAAACCCCACAUGCUGUCUAUCGUUUUCGACAACUGAAGGGAUUUCCUGAGGGUCCAGCAGAGAGGGAGCUCGCCUGCGGUCAGGACAGUUAAGGUUAAAAUAUGUAAAACUUUUUUUUCUUUAUGAUGCGGUUCAAAUCAUAUUUAUUCCAUUAAUUUGCAAUGGAAUAAAGAGGCUGGAAUUAUAUAAAAGAUGUGUUUUAUAAUUCUUUUGUGGACGGACAUGAUCAUACUGUAUUCUGUCUGUUUAUAAAAGAAAAAGUAAACAUAAUAUUGUCUUCCUGUGUACAUCCAAACUUAGGGCUCUAAUUUCCUGACAUAGUGCACAGGUGUAAGCACAAGCAAGAUGUCCAGGUAGAAAUGCACAUUUUUUGCAGUUUGGGUGACAUAGGGCAUUGAGGCAAACCUGGUGUAACCAGGCACAUCUGGACACAACAUAAGAGCUGGAUUGAAUACAACAGUAGCUGGAAAAAUACGGAAUCAACAGAUGGAGUCGUGGUGAGCUUCAGUAAUGACCAAUCACGUGAGCUUGAUCCUUCUAAAUCUUCAUCUCAUUUCAAAGCAGCAACAGGUGAAACAGACCUAGAGGAUCAUCCCCAAUGUUAGUAUACGUCAACCUAAAUAUGGCAGCUGAUAAUAAAACAUGUUAACUCUUUGUUAUCUUUGUUAUUAAUUGUAACAAUCUUCCUCAGUCACAUUGAAAAAACAGUAUUUUAAUGCACAUCAAUCAGCAGCAGACUAGCCAGUGUGAAACUUGUGAUUUUAAAAGAGCGAUGAUUAUAAUUGCCUCACACAAGACGCAAAAAAAUAGACUUGUGCCCGAGUAAAUACAAACUGUGUUUGCUUUAAACCUUCAGGACUAGUUAAGCCUGUUGUGUUGUCGAUCUCACUAUUCUUGUUUUAAUAGAAAACAGAAUUGAAAACAUUUCUUUUGUGAGCACGAACAUAAUGAUAAUCUCUGGGUUCACCAGUUCAUUGAAACUGGAUGACAUCCAGAUAAACCAAAUAAAAAGCCUCACACAAACACACUAAACAGUUGUAGUAGUACAGUGUUUGCAUUUUAACAUCAGUCAUCAACACACAAUGUAUGUUUUGUCACAUUGAUAUGAUAUGCAGAGGGAAACAGUCCAUUAGUGAGAUGACUGACAGCCACUAAUGGAUUUUACACUGUUUUUAGGUUAUACAAGGAAACCGCUGUGUUUCUGGUGGCAGAUUCCUGUGCAGUAUAUGUCUCCCAGACUGCACUUUGAAAUGUUCUUUAUUACGUUUGUAAAGUUCACAAGAUGGCACUGAUUCUUGAGUGCAAAGAGAGCUGAAGCUUUCAGUCUGCAGAAGUGUAUGAAGUGACAAACUAAUGAUAAAAUAUUGACCAAUAUGUUUUUUUUCUUCAUAAAGUACCACAUUUAAAAAAAACUCGUGAAAAAACUGCUAAAAGUAAAUAUUAAACAUUAACAGUAAUAUGAUAUAUUACACGGUGUUGAUGCACCUGGUGUGAGACAGACGCUCUCAGUCCUCUCAACAGUGGUCUUGUUUGUUUAUGGAAAUUAUACCAAAGUGUCAAAAAUGAAUGUGUAUAUGAUGCACUGAUGUUAAAUAUGCUCCAUGUAGCACCUUUUGAGAGUCAACCUCACCUCAACAUGGACAUAAUGGCUGUUUAUUCUGUGUACUGUGGUUUUGUUUUCUAUGUUUGAACUGAGAAACUCCUCAAAGUGUGUUCGUCUGUAGAAUAGUUUAGCCUGCAGACAGCAAACACUAAUAUAGAUUGGUUUUGUUUCAUGCUAGAACAGUUAAUGUUCUAUUGAAAAUAUUCUAUGCAACAUCUGUAAAUAUACAGUAGCAGCUUGUACUGUACUAAUGUGAUUAUAUGAAUGUGAACCAUGAAGUGCCUUUCUGCUCUGGAAAUGAAGUCUGUGCGUUUAAUGGUGCUUAACGUUGGUAAUGAUGGGUGAUACACUUGUACAUUUUGUUUUUACUGUCUCGUGUAUACACAUACUUAACGUCUUGUUUGCACACCCAACAUUAAUGAAGCUCUUCUCUUCCAGUUCCUGAACAAUGUACAUCCUUUUUUAUCUCGUUGAAAACACUGUUGGUAUUGUUUAAGCAUUAAAUUGACAUAAUACUGUAUCAGAUGCUUUUCUAUGAAGCCAAAUAAGCUAGCAGGGAAAUAAUGUGUCCUUGGACGAGCAGCUUUAAUUUCAUCUUCCGAAUUGUCUAAAUCAUUAAUGGAAAAUGCUGCUCUCACCCUCCUUGUUCACCAUUUGCCUUCUACGACUUUGACCAUGCGUGUCAUGCUGUUGUUGCCUGACUGAUCCUGUAAACAGAGAGGUUGAUGUGAAAGACUGUAAGGUCACGCUGCCAGCAGCAGCGUCUUGGGCUGAUGCCAGCUGAAGCAAAAAAUCCUGUGCUGCGUACAUGUGUUUGUAUGUGUGUACAGAGGAAAUGUGUUAAUAAAUCAAAGAGCUGUCAAAACAC